Messenger RNA from Saprolegnia parasitica CBS 223.65, 1509 nucleotides. RefSeq lists its product as hypothetical. Bases 1 to 1509 code for a protein of 502 amino acids. Lineage: Eukaryota; Oomycota; Saprolegniomycetes; Saprolegniales; Saprolegniaceae. The transcript has a single exon. The record is from RefSeq and is a predicted model, not a curated record.
AUGACGCCGACGCAGUCGCCGACACCAGCGCUCGAGACGCCGUCGUCGAAACUCGAUACCGCACGGUCGUGGGCGUGGGCGCACAAGAAGCUGCUCAGUGCGAUCGGCGUUGCCGCCAUCGUCGGUACCGUCCUCGCUGUCGUAACGAUCGGCCCCGAGUUUGACGCUGCGUCCCGUGUUUCGACCGGUGCCAACGGUGCCGGUAUCUGCUACGACUCGACGGAAAGCCCGGCGGACCUCGAGCGCCAUUUUGGCAUCAUCAAGCAGCGCUACUCGUCCGUGCGCACGUACCGCGUCACACAGGGUGGCAAGAACAUGAUCGACGCGGCCGCCAACGCCGGUCUCUCGAUCGCUGUUGGUGUCUGGAUCGCAGGCGGCAACUGGGACGCGGAGCUACAAGCCGCAAUUGACGGCACGAAGCGCCAUCCGGGCAGCGUCAAGGCCAUCUACAUUGGCAACGAAGAGCUCCACAAGGGCUGGGGCGCCGGCGCCGUCGUCGACGCCAUCAACAAGGGCAAGUCUGCGAUCCGGGCCGCGGGCCUCAACGUGCCCGUUGGUACCGUCCAGAUCGACGGUGAUUUCUUGCGCAACCCGCAGGUCGCGGAUGCGUGCGACUCGAUUGGUGUGAAUCUGUACCCGUUCUUCAGCGGCCCAGCGUCGAUCAACGAUCCGAUGGGCGAUUUGAACGCGCGCUGGAGUGCGAUCACCAAGAAGUGGGGCGGCAAGGCUCGCAUCACCGAGUCCGGGUGGCCCACCGACGGCGGCAGCAACGCCGGCCACCAGUGCAACUACGACAACGCCAAGAAAUACCACGACUCGUUCAACGACUGGGCGUCCUCGAACGGCGGCGACACGACCUACUACUUUAUGUUCAAGGACGUCCCCAACAAGGGCGGCUACGAACAGUUCUUUGGUGUCGCCGACACGCAAGGCAAGUGGAAGUUUGGCGGUGGCCCGCCGGCACCGCCGACACCUGCCCCCACACCGGCCCCGACGCCGGCACCGACACCCGCGCCUACACCCGCGCCGACACCCGAGCCGACGACGACGGCACCGCCGACUCCGGCACCCACCACGGAGACGCCCGCCCCGACCUCGGUGGCCAACACGACGCAGCCGAGUGCGACGCCCAACGCCACCGACAACUUCAAUACGACGGGUUCGUACGCCGGCGCCAUCGAUUUGAUUGCGUCGCCCGUGCAGACGCUGCCCGACGUCGACGUGACGCCGGUACCGACGGCCAAAGUCAACCAGAUCGGUGGCAAAGACACAAGCGGCGAGACCAACACCGCGUCGACGGGCGACGCCUCGGGCUCGGCCGGCGGCACCGUGCUCUCGGUCAUGCUCGUGUGCUCGAUCGCCGUCGGUGUGAGUGCCGUCGCGUUCCUCGUGGUGCGCAACCGCAAGCGCAACCAAGCGCUCGAGGACCAGAAGGAUGUGUACACGGCGGACAACCGCGACCACAGCCUCGCGAUGCUGAGUGGCCGCGAAAGCGCCGUCCUCUUGUAA